Molecule: messenger RNA, 222 nt
Organism: Penicillium chermesinum
Lineage: Eukaryota; Fungi; Ascomycota; Eurotiomycetes; Eurotiales; Aspergillaceae
Exons: 1
Coding region: 1-222 (73 amino acids)
Source: RefSeq, a predicted model, not a curated record
AUGGACGGGCCCUUCGGCCUAAGCAGCCCAUACCGCCUCUAUCCAGAUUAUCUAUCAACCGGAGCGCCCCUCCUUACCGCGUGCAGUGUCAAGUUUCGAGGCCAUGAGAUUGACAGCGGUCCGUCAUUCUUCCCCCUCCCGCCCGUGUUUCGUGAUCGACGUCUCCACCAUGAUGUGUCCACGACCAGCCUUCGCGGAUUUGGACAGCGCUGCAAAGGCUAA